Molecule: messenger RNA, 5849 nt
Organism: Pomacea canaliculata
Lineage: Eukaryota; Metazoa; Mollusca; Gastropoda; Architaenioglossa; Ampullariidae
Product: E3 ubiquitin-protein ligase KCMF1-like
Exons: 10
Coding region: 183-1781 (532 amino acids)
Biological process (GO): synaptic signaling
Cellular component (GO): plasma membrane
Molecular function (GO): zinc ion binding
Source: RefSeq, a predicted model, not a curated record
CGUACUGGAGCUACAAACGAGAAUCCACGUGACGUCAUUAUGGCCACUGGUAGCUAAAGUGACGAGCAAAUUGGAAUGAACGACGACAGAGGCGUCUGUUUUAUUUUAUCAUUAUAUAGGCAUUGCUAAUAUUUACAGCAAGGUAAAUUAACACUCAAGUUCAAGACUGUGUAUCACCUACGAUGUCAAGGCACGAAGGUGUGAGCUGUGAUUCUUGCCUUAAGGGCAACUUUCGAGGUAGACGUUACAAGUGUCUGAUAUGCUAUGACUAUGAUCUCUGCUCUACAUGUUAUGAGGCUGGUGCAACUACUACCCGUCACACCACAGACCAUCCUGUGCAGUGCAUAUUGACACGUUCAGAUUUUGAUAUGUACUACGGUGGAGAAGCAUUGACAGCAGAGCAGCCACAGUCUUUCACCUGCCCAUACUGUUGUAAGAUGGGUUUUACUGAUGCCACCUUGCAUGAACAUGUAACAGCAGAGCACACAGACGUCUCACUUGAAGUGGUUUGCCCUAUAUGUGCCUCUAUACCUGGUGGUGAACCUAAUCAUGUGACAGACGACUUCGCUUCACAUUUGGCUCUUGAACAUCGUACUCCUAGAGAUUUCGAUGAACCGCCAGGCCUUCGUCAUGUGCGUCGUAUACCUCACCCAGGUCGGGGUGGUGGCUCACGAACACGUCGUGCCAACAUGCAUUUUGGUUCUUCUGCCAACACCCUAACAGGUCUUUCUCCCAGUGGCCGUGAAAACAUGGACCCAAUUGCAGACGUUCGUGAGUGGAUGCCGGGAUAUAGCAUAAGAGAGCUGCUGUCACAGCUUUCAAAUGUGAGGAGUCGAGCUGCUGCAGCACAGAGUGUUUCAUCACAACUACAACAACUUGAGAUGCAGUUGCAGUCAACCAGGUUUAUGACCAUGUCUGCUAGACAACAGCUAGAGCGCAUGCCCCGGCGGCAGGCAGAGGCCAGCAAGGCACCUAAUCCUAGUGCGACAACUACCACUGUCUGCAACCCUGAAGCAGUGUUGACCACCCAGGCUCCCACCGCUAUGGACUCGCAAUAUCUGCUAGCCAAGAUUUUGGAUGAUGGAGCAAACAAUGGUAUUACUGGUAAUGGGGAAUUGGACCAGACAGAGCGCAACAUGUUUGUGCAGGAGUUACUGCUUUCUACACUUACUGAACAGCUAGAACUGGCCACUCAUGUUGAUGACCCAUCGUUUCUGCUUGAUUCUCUUCGCUCACCAGAUUUUGAUGCCAGGAAGAGGGCUGUAUCUUUAGGAGCAGAAGCAAGUUCUAGCAAUAGCAGAGAGGGAGCUGCAGGGGGCAAGGCUGUUGCCACAGAAGUACAGUGCAACAGUAAAGGCAGAUUAGGGGGAGGAGUACAGCCAUCUAGCAGAUCUUUAUCUCACCCUGCUUCCAACACCAGACCUGGGACAGCAGCAAUAAGCAGCCUGACACAGGAUGCAAAGAAUGGCACGUUGUCGGCUCAUGGUUCUUCUGUUACGCAGAAUUCUACAGCUGCCUAUCAGUCUCCCUCCCUGCGCCCUGCACUGGUGCCUGCUUCUCCAACACAGUCUUCUAUGCAGCAACCACAGCCACAGCAGCCACAAGGAUCAGGUGUGACUGUGGGUCACGACCAUGCUGUGCCCUUAUCCCGUCAAGCGGCAGCAAGUAUUUCAGCACGAGACGGUGGUCGCCUGAACCCAGCAGCAGCAGCAAAGCGCAGCAUGCUGAAACACUUGCCAGCGCGAGGAGGAGCCACGGACACAGAGCCUCCGCCACACUAAUGGUUGGCCAGUCACCUGAAUAUUUCCUUAUCUAGUGCUACCCUUCUGCAGGGUGUCUUUUCCCAGUUAUGUACUGUGGGCUUUUUUAAAAAAUAAUAUUUGUUCUGUUGUUGACAGAGAUGUUGAAAAUGUGUACAAAACCUGAUAAAAAUCCUCCUAGAUUUGCGAUGUGCAUCUGCUUGAGAUCUUUGCUACAUUUUGUGUGUUUGUGUGUCCAGUAGACAAGAAGGCAGAAAUCAUUUUACACAGGGGAGGGUGCACACUUGCACACACAGUCAUUAACAGAAUUGAAGGUAUAUUAUGAAAAAAUAUUUCAUUUAGGUCCUGUCUGACUAGUAUAUAUUUUUUUAAGCCCCUUCAUAUAUAAAAAUUGAUCUUGCUGGUAGAAGACAUCAGUAUGGAAUACAAAUUUUUUUUUUUCUACAAACAUUGCGUUAAAAAUAUUGUGCAUCACUGGAACUGGAAAAGCUUUGCGAUAAAUAGCAGUAGCACAUUAAUGAGCCAGCUAUAGACAAUUGCUCUUAUCACAUCAUGAUGUUUAGAGCCAUAAUUUCAUUGUGUGAACCAUGUUUUAUUUUUUGCCAUCACAACCACACAUGCUCUGAAGCUGAAGGAAAUUAAACCUGUUGCACUAACUAAUUUAUGCUAUGACACUUUUUUAUGUACCCAAAUUUGACAUCUUUCUAAUAAACAGGUUGGUCUGCAUGCCUACUCUGGGAUGGGGGGUGAUGUCUUGGUACAGAAGUUGAAUGUUAUGACAGUGUAGAUGUCCCAGAAAUCAUACCCUAGGCACAAACCUCAUUUAAGGAAGAUUUUUUCAUUUAUUUUUCUUAGAAUAGGAUGACCAUAACAGUUCUUGUUUUUGACAUCCUGUUAUAUGUAACAUUUGAUACCAGAUAGUUGAAGAUUCUGUAUGCUGUAAAAUGGAAAAAAAUUAUGAUAUAAACCCUGUGAUAUCUGAUCGUCUUGUCCCCUUUCUCACUUGCUGAUUUCCAUCUGGUUAACGUAUGUUAAAGCAUCAAUUUCCUUUUGUGUUUGUGUGUGCGUGCAUGUAUGUAUGUGCAUAUGAAAUGGUUUGUUGUACCUGUCAUGUGGCAAGAUCACUUUGUGAUGACUCUUGGGUGAUGGUCAUAAGUUUAACCUUAACCUGAUGUGAUGAAUCGCUAUAGCAUGUUGAGUGAAGUCUUGACCUUCUGAUGUGCAUGUGUAAAUGCUGAAAUAAGAAAACACCACCCACCUCUCAUUUUAAACGUUGGCAUUUCAUUUAGUCUCAUGGAUACCUGCAUAAAUUGGUGCCUAAACUAGGUAAGAUUUUCAGUUAAAGACAUACUGACCUAACAGCUGAUUCCAAGAGUAAUGCUGCCAUCGUAAUACAUCAGAUUCUAGUUCUUUUCAACAGCUUUUGCAUUGAUGAGGAUUCUUGGAGUGGGUAUAUUUGUUUUUUGAAAAUGAAGAGCCUAGGUAUAGUUUUGGGUCUUGUGAUAAGGUAAUCAUUUUAUUGCCUCAGUUGCUUAAUUCUUCUAAGAACAGAAAAGUGUUUUGACGAUUUUUGUGGAUUGUUUCAAGUAGUUCUUAUUAAAAAAAAUAGGGAUGACCAUUUUACAAGUAUUUGUUUCUGAAAAGGCUUGAAUUUAUUAUAUUUUGUAAAUUGCUUUUAAUAAAAAUACAAAAUUUGCUCAUUUAAUAAAUGAGCCAUAAAAUAAACAUAAGAGUACUUUUUGCAGCCGGAUAAAGAACACAUGUUAAAUCAUCUUCUAGUCUUUAUUUUUCAAUAUUUUAUGCUGCUUUUUGAUGGGGUGAGAGGGGUUGAGCAAAAUGGAAUAAGCAUUUCUCCAAGUUUGCAUAUGUCAUCCACUGACAGGUUUUGGCAUUCUUAUGCAUAAAAAACAUGUAAUGUGUAGCAUGAAAAAGAGUGUUGGCCUCUAAGACCUUGAUUUUGGGGUUGGGUUUGUUUUUGUUUUUGUUUUAUGGUUUUUUUUUUUGGUUUUUUUUUUUUUUUUGGUGAGAUUCAUACCAGUUAAUAUCAGCAUGGAUGCCAAGGUGUAUACAACAUUCCCAAAUAUUGAUUCCACAUAAUUCUACCAUCUACCUUAUUUGGUGUUUCCUGCAAAGUGCAUCACAGUCUUUUUUCCUAGCCUUUUAAGGCAGAGAUAUUAAGAAUUAGUUUUCAUAAAUCUGUACUAUCCUGGAAGGUAUUCUAAUGAAAAAAUUGAUGAGUAUUCAAAAAUAUGAAUGAAAUUAGUUGCUGAAAGCAAAACAAUUUUUUUGAAAGUAGUACUUUUGUGCCCUGUCCAUAAUCUUUUUUGGUUUAGACCCAUUGAAACUACGAUUAAUUGGUACUUCAUGUGUUUCUGUAGGUCUUUUUCUUUUUUGCAGUGAUCUAUGCUAUGAUGCAAGGAGUGGUGAAUGGAGGCUAGAAGCAUAUCAGAGUGCUAAGUACGGUUUUUUGAUGCGGAAUAAGCUGGGCUUGUGCUUUUUUUUUUAAUUGUUCAUUCCAAAUUAUACCCAAAAUAUGGUGUUGUAAAGCUUUAUUUCUUUCUUUCAGUCAUUUAAACAAUUUUUAUAUGUUAGUCUUCGUAUUGAUGUUAUUAAACGAGUCGUUAUAAGAGUUAUUUUUCAUGGGUCAGAGCAGUCAGGGUUCUUGAAAGUGUGCAAAACAUAUGAAGGGAAAUGGCAAAGAAAUGUUUCAAAUAAAAUGCACUGAUUGGUUGGACUUUGUCAGACUUCCAUGUUUUCAAAGCAUAAGUGAAAAGUUGCACCCUGGCAUUGACUUGGUUUGAGCAGUUUUUGACAGAUUGUUGCAAACUCCAAGGAAACAUUAGGAUUUGUCAGUCAAAUUUAAGAGAUGAAGAAGGGACUAUUUCAUUUGACGUAAUGAAGAUUGGUGUUCUUAAUGCAAGGAUAUGGUAUUUCCAGCUGUGUACAUGGAGGUUUUAUUAGCACCAUCUGUGAAAUGGCAAUACUUAUUAAAAUCUGAUGCUCCCAGACUAUUUCUUUAGCAUAUUUUUCUUUGUGAGAGUGUGUUUGUGUAUGCGGCCUUUCUGCUAAUGUGUCUCAUUUCUAUUUUAUAUUUUUCUGGCAAUUACAGAAAGUGGUAUCCAUAUUUUUUUCUGAAUAUCUGAACAUGUAAAUGAAUUGUUGACCAUCCUCCCCUGUUUAACAUGUGUGAAGAUGUUUGUAAUAAGUAUUGCUAUGCCAGGUUUUUUUUUGUUUUUUUUGUUUUGUUUUUUGUUUGUUUAGGCUUUUGAUUAACUGAAGACUACUUUUGUAUAGUCACUGACAUUUAAAAUAUGGAGAAGUAAGGGCAGGUGUAUAGUAACUGCAUUUCAAUAUGCUGCCUGGCUUUUCCUCAAAGAGAUUGGUUCUAAAGUUUUAGAUCAAAAUCUUUUGUUCUUAUGUAAUGAGCUACAAGGUCAGUGGAAAUAGCAGAGACUUUUAUCUGAGUGAAAGAAUUGUAUCAUAUGCUGCAUAUGAGAAGAUUGGUUCAUAUAAUGUGUUGAUAUGCAGGAAGACAAGUGAUUCAUGUUCCAUGUUUUGCACGUGAGGGGGAAAAUAACGUUCAGAGAACGUUUCCAUGUCUUUCACAAGUCUUGUGCACAGUGGGGAAAAAAAAUAGGUGCAAAUGCUGAGGUUUCUUGAGCGAACCAUGUUUCUUUUGAGCCCCCCCCUCCACCAAUUCUUCUUCAGACUGCUUAUUCCUUUAUGGAUGCAGCACUUUUCAUGUUUUGUAAAUCAUUGAGACCAAAUGAGCCUGCUCAUUUUUCCUGGGCAAGAGGCAUGGGAUUGAAACACUUUGACAAAAUUAAGGUCAGUUGUGACAUCCAAGACCUGAAAGGCUUGGAGACCUGUGCAAAUAUGCCUCAUUCUUCACACCAGCAUAUUCCAGCCUUCACUGUACACGUUUUGACACAGUUGUGUUGGGUGGUUCUUACAUAACAUGCCACUGAAACCUCCUGUAGUAGCUUUUGAUUGAGGAAAAAAUAUGUAUUUAUGGGGUCAUUUCAGUACUAAAAUGAUGAUGGUGCAUGUUUGUACCUAUGUUGAAAAUUAAAUGAAUUUGAGAUGGAA